Messenger RNA from Apis dorsata (giant honeybee), 1034 nucleotides. RefSeq lists its product as uncharacterized. The transcript is spliced from 4 exons. The coding region runs from base 437 to 964 and encodes 175 amino acids. NCBI's taxonomy places the organism in Eukaryota, Metazoa, Arthropoda, Insecta, Hymenoptera, Apidae. The record is from RefSeq and is a predicted model, not a curated record.
GAGAAACGAAGUUUAAAGUUUUCCGCGUUUCAAGGUCAAGCUUGAUUCACACCACGCGUCCGCGACCAACCGCGUCGCGUCUUCCGUGCCCGACGAAUUGCACGAGUUCCAGUUUCCCGGUUUAGUGGGGUAAGCAAAAAAAAAAAAAAAAAAGGAAAGAAAAAAAGGAAAAUGUCCGCUCUCCAUUCGCCGUGUAUCCAGUCUGUUCACCGACUUCGAAACCAAGAACCGCUCGUCGUUUUGCUCGCGGAAAAAAUUAUUCGAUUCGAGUUUCGGGGGACCGGAAGUGAGGCAAGUAGCCGAGAGGCGGUGCCGAAACCGACGAUUAACGGUACACCGGUCGUCGAAAGAUUUUCUAUUUCCUCUAAUGGUGGAAAUCGAUGGUGGAAUGGUGGAAGGGAAAAAGAAUUAACUUUCCUAAGAGAGACGCGGCACGAUGAAUAAAGUGGACACGAUUUUUUGGUGUUUGUGCAUCGCGAUUAUGUACCAAACGUUGACGCGUGCUAACCAUACUGCCAAGGAUUCGAGCAACGCUCUGAGAAUAGACAUUUCUCGAGGAAUUGCCGUGUACGUGACGAAUAACGAAACGACCGUGAAGCUGAGCAUGUCGUCUUUGAUUAAAAGAGACGAUCCAGAGGAACGAAAAUUUGGAAUAAUAAGGUAUAAAAAGAAAAUUAUAAAAGGAAUCGGUAUGGCGAUGAUGAUGAUCCCAUUGAUGAUGCAGUUAGCAUGGCUACCGGUCACCCUCUCCUCCAUCAAAUUGAGUUUAAUCCGAAGCUUGUUCGUAGGGAAAAUCGCGUUGGCAAUAAUGCUGUACAACACGCUGAGGAAUUCCAAGAAGUCGGAAACGAUAGUGAUCCACAAACCUGAAUAUCACCAACACUAUUACGAAACUUAUCACGAACCGGAAGCGGAUGACGACGGAUGGUGGGGAAGAGGAACGAGAUGGCACUUUUCCAAAUAGAAUUAUAUCCAUAUAACGAAUAAUCGUGUUUAAGAUAAUUAUUGUUCCAACGAAAAUUAUAUAUAUAUGU